CCAUACACCAUAACUCCUUGAAUACGCAAAUAUCUCAAUUUUGGCGCGAAAUAAAAAACAAUUUCAGUAACCAACUCGCCGUACUCACUGAGUCACGACUCACGAUGUCGAGUAGGCCGGAACUCACCGAGUUAUUCACAGAACUCGCGUCUCGAAUCGAAACCAGAAACUCACAAACCGAUCAAUCUGAUGAUGUUUUAAUCGCAGAUCUGAAUCAAUCACUCAAUCUGAACGAAGUACCUAGGGUUAGGGUUUUGGACACUGCGUUAUCGUUGAUGUGCUUCACAUCGCCUCAGGUGUUUGAAUCGGUGAUUGAGUGUUCGGUGAAUACGAUUGUUUCGGUUUUGUAUUCGUUGAUAGAUUGUUCGGUUUUACGGUCCGGAAAAUCGGAGGUUUUGCGUGUUGGUGGAUUGAUUGGUGGUGGUGAGUGUUUGGGAAUGAUGGAGUUGUGUGAUGAUGUUUUGGGGAAAAUGAAUGAAUAUGGAAUGCUUUCUUGUUCGUUACUCUACGCUGUUUUAAGAGUGGCUGCAAUGACAACUCAGUUUGGGUACACUAUGCAACUUACUCCGAUUCUCAAUGCUCAACCGACUGAUGAAAUGAUUUCCGCAAUUUCAAAGUUGAUGUGUUACAUGCCAAAAGAAGCCAAUCUCGAGAAUCAACAAUUACAAAUGAGGUUAAUAUUAUGGUAUCUUGAUCCUCAAAACCUUGUGAAAGAUAUAUCGCAAAUAUUGCAGGAUGUUGUUGGGAGGCCUUUUAUUUAUCUAAACGAAGAAAUCUACCAAAAUAUUGAGUGGCGAUCUAUAAUCAUUUGUUUAGCAUUAUCUCCAUUAAUGUUUAUCGAAACUAGGGCUUUGUUACAUCGUUGGUUUCUGCUAACGGGCCUAGCUUCUGUAUUAGAGCUUGAAGCGGAACUUGUUUCGAUGGUGUUAGAUGUACUUUCAAGACCAAUGCGGUGGGGUUUAUCUGCGGACGUAGGAUCAAAGCUGCCGUUUUCAUAUGCUUAUUUUCAUUUCGAGCAUCAGUUAUUCAGACUUUUGGCUCAACCCUUGUCAUGUGAUCGGUUUAUUGAGUUGGUGCCUAAUGUAGGAAAAAGUGUGUCUCUUUCCAAGAGAAAACUUAAACAUGUCGCAACAACGACCUCCAUGGUGGAUCACAAAUCAACAUGGGCAAUUGCAAUGAACUUCCCAGAGUGGUUUUAUUUUGCCGCAAUACUACUCGUUGGAGCUAGUUUUAGUGACAGUUGUAUUUGUUCGGUAAACGAGGAUAAUCACCCGCUGACAUCAUCCGUUUCAGUUAAUGCAGCUCGGUACAUUGCAUGGAUUCUAGAUCCUAUUGAUGAAUCAGUUUGUAGUUUAUUGUCAGGAAAGUUAGAAAAAUUAUCAAGAGCCUUAUUUAAUAAGCAAUCGGUCUGUCAAAGUCAAACUAUUCGGUUAUGGCUGGAGGAAUUAGAAGACGCUAAAAUAAUCGAUAUAAAGAAUAAUGUGAUGUUCAGGAGGGUUAUUUUAGGAAUGCUGAUUGGGUGCUCGGAUGCCAUAACUGAAGAUAGAUAUGAUUUGCUUCUUCAUUAUGUUGCAACGGGUAAGCUUCUUCGGUCAACAGAAAGUCAACAUGCCGGAUCAAAACAUAAAAGACGGAAUCAUGAACCUCAUGAACCUAUUGAUAAAUGUAGUCGAAAGGAGUUAGUUACAGGUGCUUGUAUUGUUUUCAGUUUAACUGAUAUAGCAGAAAAGAUUUCAGAUUCGCUAUUUGAAGCCCGAGAGGUUGCAGUUGACUUUAUUUGCAAAGUCAAAUUAAAGGCUGUUGGAUAUCUGCUUAAAUGUGUCAAAAGGCUGCUCGAGUUUGAAACUGGUGAAAACGAUGAUAUCUUAGUUAAGGAUCUACACAGAAGAAUGUUGCGGUGGAGACAUCAAGGAAAAGAUGUUUUUCAUGGUUGCAAAGAUCUUGAUGAUACGAUUAAUGUUAUCGCUAGUAAGCUUUCUUGAAAAUCUUGCUUGUUGUAUAUUAGUACUUUUUUCAUGCUUAUAUAUAUAAUAUGGUUUUUAGAUUUUA
Helianthus annuus (common sunflower) is the source of this 2049-nucleotide messenger RNA. RefSeq lists its product as uncharacterized. The transcript has 6 exons. The record is from RefSeq and is a predicted model, not a curated record. The coding region runs from base 105 to 1982 and encodes 625 amino acids. Lineage: Eukaryota; Viridiplantae; Streptophyta; Magnoliopsida; Asterales; Asteraceae.